Cuscuta europaea is the source of this 1955-nucleotide messenger RNA. Lineage: Eukaryota; Viridiplantae; Streptophyta; Magnoliopsida; Solanales; Convolvulaceae. The record is from the annotation of a GenBank genome assembly.
AGCGCCGUAUAAAUUGCGUCCGUACUCGCCUUCAUUCCCCUCCAAAACCCACGCCCAAACGCCCCCGUAUUUCUUCUGCCAACCAUGAUGCUCUCCCUAAAUAUGGCACCGCCGGAAAUCGCAGAAGAAUUUUGAAGGAACCAAUCGAACAAGACCAGAAAACAAGCUCAGCCCCAAGUGUCAAACAGAUCUGUAUCUGAGUAUCUUAUCACCGCAUCGCAUCUGUCGAAUGUGGAGCUUUCCUCUCGUCUCCUCCAUCAAUCGGAUUCACCUCUGCCAGUUUCUUCCGAACCACAACAUGUACGCCCUUACUCCGCCUUUCUUGCAUCUUGACCCUGCCUGAAGAAGCUCUACUACAAGCUUCCAAGUUCCAACCUUUCUGUAUCUGGUCAGCCGUACCUCACGCGGAGUGUCCUACACUCUUCUUCACGCGAUUACUCCCCGGAGUGCUUCAUUGCAGUGGAGAAGAUACGUUUCUAAAUGAUUACGUACGAGCAAGAUCCCGAUGUGGUCAGGUGGGGUCUCCAGUUAUUCGACGGCGAUCCAUAUUCUAACUACAGUUAUGGUGCAUCAAUCAGCCCAAAUGGUCCAGAGUAUUAUCAGCAAGAUCAGUAUUUUAAAGAAGGCAUUUAUAGUUUAGCUUCUAUCCCCGUGGAAAGUGAGUAUAAUGCUUGUUCUCUUGGGGAAGAACUAUCGCAGCUCUCAGUUGCUGAACCGCAUUCAGACAUCCAUCCAGUCAUCGAUCAUACACAAACGCCUUAUUAUUCUCAGGAAUGGUUUAGUCAACCAAUGGACAACUAUGCAUUUGUAGGAAAUGAGCACGAAGAAGCAGAAACUGUUAAUGUUGGGCCAUCUAGUUCAUGUUCAAGUCCUCGAGAAGGUUCAUACACUGAGGAGGAGUGGUCAUAUUCUCUUGAAUUGCUGGACGAAUAUGAUCUCGAUGGUGAAGUAGGUAAAAGAUUGAACCAGAUGGUUCCUAUCCCACAUAUUCCUAGGAUUAAUGGGGAAAUACCAUCAGUUGAUGAGGCAACUCUAGAUCAUCAAAGGCUUCUUGACAGAUUGCAGAUGUAUGAGCUUGUAGAGUCUAAGGUUCAAGGGGAUGGUAAUUGUCAGUUCCGGGCUCUAUCUGAUCAAUUUUACCGGACCACUGACCAUCACAAAUUUGUUAGACUGCAAGUUGUGAAUCAGCUCAAAUUGUUUCGAGAGAUAUAUGAAGGAUAUGUGCCCAUGGCAUAUGAUGAUUAUCUUCAUAAGAUGUCAAAGAGCGGUGAGUGGGGAGAUCAUGUAACGUUGCAAGCUGCAGCAGAUUUGUAUGGUGUUAGAAUAUUCGUGUUAACAUCUUUCAAAGACACUUGCUACAUUGAAAUAGUGCCCAACACUCAAAAAUCUGAACGAGUUAUUUUCUUGAGCUUUUGGGCUGAAGUUCACUAUAACUCUAUACAUCCUGAAGGAGAUGUUGUAACAGAUGUCGGUAAAAAGAAGAGAAGCUCAGCCUCUGCAGACGAGCAGUUGGAAUCCCAUGAUAAUUACAGCUGAGGUGUAUGACAGAAAAAGAUUCUCUUCAUGCCUUCCUAUUUCAUUAUGAAUCUCAGGGAAUAAAUGAAAUGGUAGGGCUAUGUAUCGACACUGUUUCAUUUCUUUUCCCCAUGUGAAAUGCUAAGAAAAGUUCUUUCAGCAUUUCACGAUGGAAACUGCUCCUUGUUUGGCUAAGCAAGUGGGACCCACGUUACUUUUACAAAGAAUUUUAUUUUAAGAAAAUAAAGUCACGUGAUUCCCACUUCGUUAGCCAAUCAAAGAAAACAGAAGUGAUUGUGUUGAACCACAACUAUAUCAAUUCCUUAGAUGUUUCAAUUGUUCAUUUAUUGGAAGUUUGACAGAAUUUCAAGGCAAUUGUCUGAAGAUAUAAUAAGUCUUAUUGGACAUAGUUACUAAUUACCAUGAUGUGUGUGUGUGGG